Molecule: messenger RNA, 1061 nt
Organism: Nasonia vitripennis (jewel wasp)
Lineage: Eukaryota; Metazoa; Arthropoda; Insecta; Hymenoptera; Pteromalidae
Product: cytochrome P450 6B3-like
Exons: 1
Molecular function (GO): monooxygenase activity; heme binding; iron ion binding
Source: RefSeq, a predicted model, not a curated record
UUUCACUGCACAGAAACGUUAAGAAAAUAUCCACCUGGAAGUAUUGUGCAAAGAAGAUCAAAUGCAUCGUAUACUUUUACUGGAACGGAGGUGACUACAACGGCAGAUACAACUCUCAUUAUACCUGUUUGGGCUAUUCAUCAUGAUCCUGAUCUUUACCCGAAUCCCGAGAUAUUUGAACCUGAAAGGUUUAACGAAGAUAAUGAAGGCUCUAGGCAUCCAAUGAACUGUUUACCAUUCGGCAAUGGCCCUCAUAACUGCAUUGGUAAAUGUCAUGUAUUUAUCACAUUUAUAAUUGUAUUUAGAAUUAAUGCGGGUAUUAUUGCUUUUCAGCGGCGCGAUAUUCAAACUACCAGACGAAAGUGGGGAUCAUUGCCUUGAUUAAUAAAUUUAAAGUCAAUGUCUGCGAUAAAACAUGCGCAUGGAGUAUCGCGUUGAAGCCCCAAUAGGAGGAAUUUAUUUAAAAAUAUAAAAAGCCUUGUCAUUAUGGUUACUUGUAACAAUAUAAUGAUAAAUUGUCGGAUAAUCGCAGACAGAGGAGGUGAAUUUGAAACUGGUAUCAUUGAAAGGGUCACAAAAUGUACGAAUAGGCGGGCUGGAAGUGUCACGGAAGUAGGCAUGUGCAAUUAAUUCUUGGUUGGAUGACCGCCCAGGUGAUCUUGAUAAUAAGAAAGACGUGGAAUUUCGCAUGGGAGUAUAAUAAAUGCCUAAGUAUGACUCGCCUAUAUUAACUGAAUCUUGGCGUGGGUUUUCUUGAUCAGUAGCAAGUUUUCCCCACGUCACAGGGUGAGGUCGGCCUGGGCGAAUGCAGGAACAGUGGGUUUGAUUACUGUAGAAACGAAUUUGACUAACUCAAACAGUCCAAUAAUUUUUGAAAAAGGUGGGAUGAAGAUCAAUUUUUACACGAAGAUGGUAGGGAUGUCCGUGCAAAAACCCGACAGAGCUAGGAUAUACGAGUGGGAAAAAAAUCGGUUAAAAUAAUUCUCGUGGAUUGAUGGGUUUUUAAUUAAUUUUAUAAAUUAAUUUCUUAUUGUUUGUUAUAAAUUGGAUUGUUUCAUGUA